This is a messenger RNA of Eurytemora carolleeae, 754 nucleotides long. Its product is annotated as putative protein TPRXL. The transcript is spliced from 4 exons. The coding region runs from base 143 to 739 and encodes 198 amino acids. Lineage: Eukaryota; Metazoa; Arthropoda; Copepoda; Calanoida; Temoridae. The record is from RefSeq and is a predicted model, not a curated record.
UGUACAUGUAAAUAAUUUAACUAGUGGAUACCUGGAUCCGUUGUACAGUAGUUCAGAUCUCCAACUUCCUCCGGGGGAUGUAAACACAGUAUUUCAUUUUACUCUUCCUCAUAUACUUAAUCGGAAAAAAAAUCAACUUUGGAUGGAAAGAUAUCCUGAUUCCCAGCACAUUUUCCUCAACUGCACAGAUUCAGAAUUAAUUUUCCAGAAUAAGUAUCGGGAAAUCUUAAGACAAAUUAGUCCUUCCCUGUUUCCUCCGAUGUUUCAUAAUCAAGAAGAUUCCCCACUCUCCAGAGCUAACUGCUUUCACCUAGACCCCUCCUUGUCCUCUAAUUCACCAUCAUCGUCCUCAACAACAUCCGCCUUAUCAGCCUCAAUUUCCUCGCGUUCAUCCGAAAAAUCAAGCUCAUCAGACUCCUCCGUUGCAGCCUCAAUAAACUUAUUACCAUCCUCUAAUUCUCCAUUGACGUCCCCAAUAUCAUCAUCAGGAUCCUUCAAUACUCCAAUAACGUCCCCAAUAUCAUCAUCAAAAUCUUUCAAUGCUCCAAUAACGUCCCCAAUAUCAUCAUCAGGAUCCUUCAAUGCUCCAAUAACGUCCCCAAUAUCAUCAGGAUCCUUCAAUACUCCAAUAACGUGCUCAACCUCCUCAGUUAGCUCAUCCUCCUCCAAAAUAUACAGAAAUAAUUUCAAUAUAAUCCAGGUAAAGAAGCUGUACAUAGUGAUGAGGCAGAGUUUCUAGUUCGUUUUUAAAAAA